This is a messenger RNA of Octopus sinensis (East Asian common octopus), 5512 nucleotides long. RefSeq names its product enhancer of filamentation 1. Gene Ontology annotation, molecular function: protein binding. Gene Ontology annotation, biological process: cell surface receptor protein tyrosine kinase signaling pathway; cell migration. The transcript is spliced from 3 exons. Gene Ontology annotation, cellular component: plasma membrane; cytoplasm. NCBI's taxonomy places the organism in Eukaryota, Metazoa, Mollusca, Cephalopoda, Octopoda, Octopodidae. The record is from RefSeq and is a predicted model, not a curated record. Bases 346 to 3315 code for a protein of 989 amino acids.
AUACAUAUGCAUACGCACACACACACAUACACACAGAAAUCCUAUACAAACAAUAUAUUAUAUAUGUAUAUAUAAUAUCAUAUACAUACAUAGAUACACCCACACAAAUUUGGUUACUUGUACAGAUUUGUCUCGCCUCACCUUGUAACCACUUCACCGACACCCCAAAGUUCCCUCCCUCACAGGGCCGUGGUGCUUGUUCAUUGUUAUCAUUACCCUUUUAUUAUUAUUAUUAUUAUUAUUAUUAUUAUUAUUAUUUUCUUUUCACCUAUCCCACCUCUGUCCCUCACACACACACACACACACUCACACACACAGAGAGUCACGCACCUUUCUUUUUAAAUCAUGGAAGAGCCCGCUGGUUCUAAUUUAAACAGCAGAGAGCCAAGCCUGGAUGUUUUGCUGGAGCUUACACAACUUACACAAGCCGACUCAGAAAGUUUGCCAGACGGGACUACCCUUGCCAAAGCCAUAUAUGACAAUCUAGCAGAGUCCGCUAACGAACUUGCAUUUCGGCGUGGAGAUGUCCUCGCAGUUCUUGAACAAGACACGGAUGGCAUGCUGGGAUGGUGGCGGUGCACAUUCCGAGGAAAGACUGGUAUUGCCCCAGGAAACCGCCUUAAAAUUCUUACUGGCAUGUCCAACCUCGCCUCCACGCCAAAUAAGGAUUCCAGCAGCUUUGACAUGAAUUCUUCGCUCGCUAGUAACUGGCAUCGACGGAGCUGGGAUGUGACACCAAAUAAGGUUGGUCAACAAGCUGACCCUGGAGGCCCAACAUAUGACCACCCACCUGCUCGGCACACUCCGGAAGAUUAUGAUGUACCUCCACCACAGUCGAUUGGCAAAUCAGAUUCCAACUCUGAUCUGCAAGCCAACUAUGACACUCCAAAAGAGAGAAGGUUCGACCAGUCACCAGAUCAGUCUAUCUGCAAUUAUCCUUCAACGUCUCUACCGGCAGACAGUUCUUUUAAAAGUUUCCUUUCAAACGACUGUGACACCUAUGAUGUGCCGCCAUCUAACCGAUCAAGCAUGGCAUCUUUCAAAUCAACCGAGUCCACUAUGACUUUAUCCAGCAGUGCAUCUAACCAGAGUCUUCCACGAUCAUCAAACACAUCCAGCCUCUGCGAUUCUGCUCGGUCCAGUCUGGACGCUUCUGCUGUUUACGACGUUCCACCUGACCAUCUUCCUCAUAACUUAAAGCAACAGUUUGACUCAGUUCUAGACUUGUAUGAUACUCCACCCUCGCAUACAAAGACAUCGCCAUCACCUUCCAAUUCAGCAAUCAUGGAUGACUAUGAUGUCCCCAAGUCAGCAUUUGAAGAUUACGAUCUGCCCCCUGUUGAACCACCGUCCAACAACUUUGAUAUGCCAUCCCUCGCAUUUGAACAGGAUCUUGGAGAACUCUAUGACACACCUAAAAAUGCAGGUUCAAACAAUGAGCCAAAGAAAAUUCCAGGUGCGACAACUGCAACACCACCUGUUGGUAAAAAGACAAAUGCUGCGUCACCUCAUAACAAGCCAAUAAUUACAGCUGCAUCUUCUGUUUAUGAUAUUCCUCCACAAGUGACUCGUGACUCUUUGAUUUCUGCCAAAUCCGAUUCUUCAGAUGGUCAAGAUGCCGGCCGACUCUCUUCCUGUAGCACGGGGUCACGGGGCUCCGACAUCCCCAUUUACAAUGAACUUCCACUCGCACAAGAUGUGGCUAUGGAUCUGCUGGUCAAGAGACAGCAAGAUGUCCUGAGAGCCAUCAACAAAAUGUCGCCCUUUAUCAGUAGUUCUUGGCGCCAGAGAAAUAAUUUGGAACCAAAUCUCCAUGACAUUAGAGCAGCUGCCGAUAACAUGCAGAUGUCUUUGGCUGACUUUGUAGAAUUUGCUGAGGGUACUCUAGCAAAUUCUGUCAGCAAAUGUGACCGUAAACUUGUGAAUAAACUGUACAAGUUGCUGACGCCUCUUCAGCAGGCCUUACAACAGAUUUUGCUUAGCAUCAGGAAUCUUUCUGCAAUCCAGUGGCAGAUAAAUCUGCUGGUGAGCAGCAACGGUGCUAAGGACGACGAUUUAGGAAAGAUCGCCAACCUUUCCAAAACGCUUACGAUUGACGUCCGCAACCUUGCCUCGUUUAUUCAGGGAAACUCUGUGCUUCUCUUCAAGAAUUCUGACAUUUCUGGAUCUCAAACGGAUUUCAACAAAACUGAUAGUAUAGUAGUACCAGUGCCGACCAAGUCAGGUAGUAUUGGAAGCAUGGAGGCAUUCUCAAGGAGUAUCCAUGGUCGCCGUCACAGUAGCGGCAGUGUUCAGAACCGCCCUCUCCCUCCUCCACCCCCAGUCAACCGGCCACUCCCUCCUACUCCUUCCCAGCUGACGUUGCUGACCAAGCCAGAUACGAUACCUUCAAAAAGGUCACCUGUGAUAAUAAACGUCUCCAAGAAGGAGGACCCAGACUCCUUAGACUUUCUGGAAUAUGAUUAUGUUCAACUGGAAACACGGGACCCAAGCCCUGAUAAAGUAGUGACCCCUUCAACAGAUGUCCCUUCAAAACAAUCUCAAAAGGGCAAUGAAAAAUCUGAACCAAAUAAGCUUAACGACCCUGUAUCCUCAUUAGAAGCAGCCAUCAACUCUAUGCAAUUAGGGUCAAAUAGCCUCUUAAAUCUUUCCACGGGGACCAAAGAGAUCAACAACCGAUCAGAUGUUGAUUCAUCGUUGACAUUGGCUAAUUCAACAGAGUAUUCAAAAGAGGUUCAGGACAUCAGCCGAGGACUUGAUUAUGUAUCGUUAUCGAAGUCCCUUGAAAUAGAUUUUGACCAGGAGCUAAAGACACCAGUGAAUACCCCAAGCAACACUGAUGUCUCAGGUUACAACUCAAACGUAAAUGGGGGUCUUGUAUCCGAGAACAAUUUCUAUAUGAAGCGCUUGGCCCCCAACGACCGGCAAGUUUUGCUUUAUUACUCGGAACAGAUGAACACGCACUAUACGUUACUCAACAACUCCAUCGAGGCUUUCUACAACUGCAUCGACAGCAUCCAAACUCCAAAAGUGUUUAUUUCCAACAGCAAAUUUGUUGUGUUGUCCGCCACGAAAAUGGUGUACAUCGGCGACACGCUUCAUCGGAAUUUAAUGGACACCGACUUCCGCAAUCGCAUCAUGCACUGCACAACGCUACUGUGCAACAAUCUCAAAUCAACAGUCGCAGCUACUAAAACAGCUGCAAUAUAUUAUCCAUCUGUGCCGGCAGUGCAGGACAUGGUCAAUCGAGUCAAAGAGGUAUUUAGAGUUGCCAAUGAACUGAAGAAUAUAAUUGGUCAAGCCUCGUUUCUUUGACAUGAUUUUCACCAAAUGUUAUUUCUUCUCAUCAACUGUCAUGUUCCUUCGUCGAUGCUCAUGCGAUUGUGCAUCAAAUGCUGGAAUUCUACUGCGGAGGAAUUGGGGAAAAACAGGAAGACUGAUUCUCCUUUGACUUUUUAACUGCUUUUCAUGGAUCAUACAAACAAGACUUUGGAUUAUCUCUAUGUGAAACCCAAGCUUCCCAUGGCUAUAUGUAGAGAUUACUGUAUUUAUUCUUCACUCUAAGUCACAUAAAUAAUUAAUAAUAAUAAUAAUAAUAAUAAUUAAAAAUAAUAAUAAUAAAGACACAAAGCCAACGGUUUUGAGGGAGGGGCUUAGUUUAUACCAUUGACUCCCAGUACCCGACUGCUACUUUGUCAAUAAUAACAAUAAUAAGAAGAAUUAAAAUAACAGUUAUGGGUGCCUUGAGGGACAGUCACCACUAAAAUAAAAACAUGGGAUGUGAAGUAAGGAAUUGCAAUAUGUAAAGAAUUUCUUUGGUAGAUGGCACUGUUAGAAACGGCUCAGAUUCUGAGGAAGGUUCUUGGAAUUAUAUAAGAAGGAAGAAAAUCUGAGGAGUUUGUUAAUUGUUCUUUUAUGACUUGUUCAGCAUAAAUAAUUGGCUUGCAAUUAGCCUGUUGAAAUAAUAAUAGUAAUUAACAAUGGUUUCAAAUUUUGGCACUAGGCUAGCAAUUCUGGGACAGGGAUAAGUCGGUUAUAUCGACCCCAGUGUUCAACUGGUACUUAUUCUAUUGGCCCCCGAAAGGAUGAAAGGCAAAGUUGACUCUGACGGCAUUCGAACAAGAAAUGUCUGUAAGCAUUUUGUCUGGCACCGUGAUGGCUAUGAUAGCUUGCUGCCUUCCAUAAAAAUAAUAAUAAUAAUAAUGAGAAGAAGCAUUUUUAACAUUAAUUGAAAAAAAAAAAAACAUACAUUUUUGGAAAGGUGUGUUGUUAAAUUAAUACCAAUAUAUAACUGGUAUGUGCUUUAAUGAUCGUGGAGGGAUGAAAAGCGAAUAUAUCCUUCGCAGGAUUUGCACAGAAUUAAAUAUUGCAUCAUGAAAGAGAUAUUUUAGCCAUCUUUAAAAAAAAAUAAAACAGGAAAUCUGUUAAAUUCACUUUUAUUUCUUUGGGUGUCAUAGCAACCAUGUUGCAGUUAUGUGACAAAAAUAAAUUUUGACCCCUCAAGAUAGAAAUAGAAAGUAAAUUUAUCAUUUUUAAGUGUUUUUAAAUGGCUACAAUAAUUCUUCCAUCAUGUAAUUGCUACAGUUUUAACACACCGUGUCAGGCGAAGUCGUUUGCCAGAGAAGCACAACUAACACUUGGAAAUUGUCAUUCUUUUCAACUCUCUGCUGUUCUACACCUUCACUGCCUGAUGUUAGUUUUUUGUUAAGGCACAAGGCAAGCUAGCAGUUUGUUGGAGAGAGGAUUGAUUGAUUGAUUAUAUUUUUACAAGUACUUGGCUCGUUCUUUAUUUUAUGAAACCUCUAAAGGAAUGAAGGCGGAAUUGUCCUUGACAGAAUACAAACUCAAAAGUUUAUAAAGAGCCAAAAUAUGUACAUAGGUUAUUUUGUUCAAUGUUCUAAAGAGUCUGCCAAAAGCAUAAGACGAGGCCAGAAUGUUUAGUGUUGGAAGGGGUGGGAUGAUGUGUAGAUUAUGUUGACCCUCAUACUGACCAGUUUGUAGUGAAAGUUUAUACAUCAGUGAUUUCACCUCAGUAUAUAACUGAUAUUAAUUUUAAAGGUCCUGCGAGUGGUAACAGGGGGAACAGAUAUUUCUCAUCAGAUCUGAUCACAAUGAUAAUUAAUAUUUUGUAAGGUGAGUGUGUAAAAUUAAUUAUAAACCAAACUAGGAUAUUACUGGUAUUUAUUUUAGAGUAACGAAGAACAAGUAGCCCCCCACCCUGCUCCCAACCUUCCUUGUGAGAGUUCAAUUUUGAGGUAAGAUACAGAUGAAGAAACUAUCAGUUUGGUGCAAAGACAACUGGCGCCAAAAAUCUUUCUUACCUUUCAUGAAAGUAAUGGUUGAGAUUUACAUUGGAACAAGAGUAAGAAUCCUUAAGGGACGGAGAGCAGUGGACUAAAUCAAAACUCCAGUGUAUUACUGGUAUUUAUUUGAUAAAUCUCAGACAGACUUUAAAACAAACUUUGGUCACAAUGAUAUUUAAAGUUAAAAUGUAAACGAGUGAACACUUAAA